This is a messenger RNA of Peronospora matthiolae, 2652 nucleotides long. NCBI's taxonomy places the organism in Eukaryota, Oomycota, Peronosporomycetes, Peronosporales, Peronosporaceae. The record is from the annotation of a GenBank genome assembly.
AUGGGACCGAUGAAGACGGUCUCAAAGGGUGGUGCACGAUUCGUAUUGACAUUUCUAGACGACUACUCAAGAUUUGUGGCAGCGUACUUCAUGAAGCACAAGAGCGAGGUGGCCGCAAGGCUUAGCGAGUUCAAGGCUUUCUAUGAGAAUCAAUGGGGCAAGCACUUGAAGUGUAUACGGUCGGAUAACGGGACGGAGUUUGUCAACAAGAAGAUUGCCCAUAUAUGCGCCCGUAAUGGUAUCAUGCACCAGCGGACAGUACCAUAUAGUCCGCAACAGAACGGCGUUGCGGAACGCAUGAAUCGCACUAUCAUGGAGAAGGCAAGGAGCAUGCUGUACUACAAGGGAUCCACAAACUCUGCAAAUUCGGACGUAACACCGUUCGAGGUUGGUUUCAAGAUGAAGCCGAGUAUUGAGCAUUUGCGUGUGUUUGGAUCGCAAGGGUAUGCUCACAUUGACGACGCCAAGAGGACGAAGCUCGAACCAAAGAGUUACCGGUGUAUGUUCCUCGGAUAUGCGGAGAACACCAAGGGAUACAGGGUGUUCAAUCUGGAAAGGUCGAAGGUUGUCAUAUCGCGCUCCGUAAAGCUUGACGAGCGGGAAGUUGAAGGCAUAUACGACACGGUGGUACCAGAUAAAGUACCAGUCGUCAAUUAUAUUAGGGACACUGAUGAAGCAGUGAUUCCGGUGGUUCGUCCGUAUGAUGGAGACGAGACGAUGGAAGAUGUCGAAGAAAGCGCUCCUGAUGUCGAGAUGGACGAGAUAGAAUCGGCUCCAUUCGAAACAGGUAUCAUCAUACCUCAAGUACUCGAUCCAGAAACUCAAGAACCAAGAGGCGAUGAGAUAACGGGAUAUCAAGCUCCUAGACAAGCUUUUCAGGAGGACAGGUUGGUAUUUCAGCCGGAGAUAAAUCGGACAAGACGCUCACGAGACAGAAUGCUGCUGCUUGAGAAUGGGAAUAGCAGUGAAGACACGUCAGAAGGUAGCGAUGGACCACCUUCUCCAAAGCAAGCAAGAAUUGAUGACGAAGGUCUCAUUACAGAGGCUGUAUUAGCCUAUGCUGCAAGCGUUGGCGAGGCGGACGACGCUCCAUCAACAUACAGCCAAGCGUUAAAAGGCGAAGACAACAGCAAGUGGAUUCAAGCGAUGCAAGCGGAGCUCAAGGCGCACGCCGAUAACGGGUCCUGGACACUGGUACAAAAACGGCAAGACAUUCGACCAAUCGGGUGCAGAUGGAUAUUCGCUAAGAAGCGAAACGAACACGGACAAGUGGUGCGCUACAAAGCUCGACUCGUCGCAAAGGGGUUCAAGCAGAAAUUCGGUGUCGACUUCUUCGAGACGUACUCUCCCGUGGCAAACAUGAACUCGAUCAGGGUUGUGCUAGCUGUGGUGGUGACAAAGGGAUACGUCACUGAGCAGCUGGACGUAGACACGGCGUUCUUGAACAGUGAUCAAAAGGAAGAGGUGUACCUGGAAGUGCCAAAUGGCAUAGCUAAUGCGGAGAAGAUGAUGUGCAAGUUGGACAAGGCAAUCUACGGUCUCAAGCAGGCUGCAAGUGCGUGUAACAAGACAAUCCAUGCUGUAUUCUUACAGAUCGGAUUUCGUAGCAGCGGAGCAGAUCAGUGUAUCUACGUCAAGCAUCAAGAUGACAACUAUGUCUAUGUUUGUCUCUACGUCGACGACAUGAUCAUCGCCGCCAAGACCAGCAGGGAGAUUCAAGAGGUCAAGACAGCACUCAAGAGCUCAUUUCGUAUGAAGGAGCUAGGCAAGGCUAAAUUUAUUCUUGGCGUGGAGAUUGAUCAUGACCACAACUGCAGUAAGCUGAUGAUUCGACAGACUCGAUACAUCGAUGAUGUGGCAAGCCGUUUUAAUCAAGAGGACGCAAAGACAGUGGUCAACCCAUGCGAGUCCGGCCUGAAGCUGUCAAAGAAGCAAUCCCCAACGACGGAUGUCGAUAGAGCAGAAAUGCAGUCAAAGCCGUACAGGUCGCUGAUCGGAUGUUUGCUAUACAUCACGACAUGUACGCGCCCAGAUGUGAUGUAUGUCAUCACGCAGUUAUCAAGGUUUUUGGAGAAUCCAGGUCAGCAACAUUGGAAGGCAGCCAUUCGUGUUCUUCGGUAUCUCAAGACGACAAGAGACUACGGGAUAAUCUACGACGGCAGCGCUAGCAAAGUAACAGCUACAGCGUAUACGGACGCGGACUGGGGUAGCAACAUCGAUGAUCGACGCUCCGUGUCAGGGAUAAUGGUGAUCAUCGGUGGCGCACCAGCCAUAUACAAGUCUAAGUAUCAACGCACGGUGGCUCUAAGCUCUGCUGAGGCAGAGUACAUGGCUUUAAGCCUGUGUACACAGGAAGUGUUAUGGGUUCGUGCGCUGCUUAAGGAUCUAGGUCACGAGCAAGUGGGAGCAACGUGGGUCUGGGAAGACAAUCAAGGAGCAAUUGGGCUUGCCAGCAAUGCCAGCUACAAUGUCAGAACCAAGCACGUUGACAUUCGUCACCACUUCAUCCGGGAGAAUGUGGCCCACGAUAUCAUCAUGGUCAAGUACAUCUCCACCAUGGACCAAUUGGCCGACAUGCUAACGAAGGCUCUGGGGACCAAGCGACUGAACUAUUUGAUACAAGCAAGCUGCAUUGGACCCAAGGGCAUUUAG